Molecule: messenger RNA, 1878 nt
Organism: Trichosurus vulpecula (common brushtail)
Lineage: Eukaryota; Metazoa; Chordata; Mammalia; Diprotodontia; Phalangeridae
Product: procollagen galactosyltransferase 1-like
Molecular function (GO): procollagen galactosyltransferase activity
Source: RefSeq, a predicted model, not a curated record
AUGGGCACAACCUGGGCCAGGAGCCGGAGCCGGAAUUCUAGCCCCCGGGCCCCGCGCCUGCUGGGCCUGGCACUCUGUGCCGCCGCCGUGCUGCUCCUGCGGGGCCCGGGCCGAGCUGCCGCCUACUUCCCGGAGGAGCGCUGGAGCCCCGAGUCUUCCCUGCAGGCGCCGCGGGUCCUCAUCGCGCUCAUCGCUCGGAAUUCGGCCCACUCGCUGCCCUCGACCCUGGGCGCCCUGGAGAGGCUGCGGCACCCGCGGGACUGGACCGCGCUAUGGGUGGCCACGGACCACAACGUGGACAACACCUCGGCAGUGCUGCGGGAGUGGCUGGUGGGCGUGAAGAGCUUGUACCACUACGUGGAGUGGCGGCCCAUGGAGGAGCCGAGGUCCUACCCCGAUGAGGACGGCCCCAAGCACUGGUCCAGUUCUCGCUAUGAGCAUGUGAUGAAGCUCAGACAGGCUGCCCUGAAAUCAGCUCGGGAUAUGUGGGCAGACUACAUCCUGUUUCUGGAUGCAGAUAAUCUUCUGAUAAACCCAGACACUCUGUCUCUGCUGAUCGCAGAGAACAAGACAGUUGUGGCUCCCAUGUUGGACUCCAGAGCUGCCUAUUCCAAUUUCUGGUGUGGGAUGACUUCUCAGGGCUAUUAUAAACGAACACCUGCAUACAUACCCAUCAGGAGGCGGGAUCGCCGUGGCUGCUUUGCUGUUCCCAUGGUGCACUCCACCUUUCUGAUAGACCUACGGAAAGAGGCCUCCCAGGAGCUCUCCUUCUACCCCCCACAUCCUGAUUACACCUGGUCCUUCGAUGACAUCAUCGUCUGCUUCUCCUGUAAGCAAGCAGAAGUGCAGAUGUUUGUCUGUAACAAGGAGGUCUACGGCUUCCUCCCAGUGCCACUGAGGGCCCACAGCUCCCUGCGAGAUGAGGCCGAGAGCUUCAUGCAUGCCCAGCUUGAGGUCAUGGUAAGGUACCCCCCAGUGGAACCUUCACAUUUUACCUCUGUCCAGGCCAAGGUACCUGAUAAGAUGGGCUUUGACGGCUUCAUGAUUAAUCUUAAGCGUCGACUGGACAAACGUGAGCGUAUGCUGAGGACUCUCUAUGAACAAGAGAUUGAAUGCAAAAUUGUUGAUGCAAUAGAUGGAAGAGCCAUGAACACAAGCCAAGUGGAAGCACUAGGGAUUCGGAUGCUGCCAGGUUAUCAGGACCCCUACCAUGGCCGCCCACUCACCAAGGGGGAGUUGGGCUGCUUUCUUAGUCACCACCAAAUCUGGAAGGAGGUUGUGGAGCGAGGGCUGGAGAAAUCUCUUGUGUUCGAGGAUGACCUCCGUUUUGAGAUUUUCUUCAAAAGGCGCCUGAUGAAUCUCAUGUAUGACAUCGAGGAAGAAGGUCUGGAGUGGGACCUGAUCUAUGUGGGCAGGAAGCGGAUGCAAGUGGAGCACCCAGAGAAGGCAGUGCCGCAUGUUCGGAACCUGGUAGAGGCUGACUAUUCCUACUGGACCCUGGCCUAUGUCAUCUCCCUCCAGGGAGCACAGAAACUACUGGCUGCCCAGCCUCUCUCCAAGAUGCUCCCAGUGGAUGAGUUCCUGCCGGUGAUGUUUGAUAAACACCCAGUCUCUGAUUACAAAGAACACUUUGAGAAGCGGGACCUGCUGGCCUUCUCGGUGGAGCCCCUUCUUGUGUACCCCACUCAUUACACAGGGGAUGAUGGCUACAUCAGUGACACAGAGACCUCGGUUGUGUGGAAUAAUGAAAAGGUGAAGACAGACUGGGAUCGAGCCAAGUCCAAGAAAAUGAAGGAGCAGCAGGAGCUAAGCAAGGAGGCCAAGAAUUCGGAUGUCUUACAGUCCCCCCUUGACAGAACAGCCCGGGAUAAGCUGUGA